UAAUCAAAACAACUUCGUUAUUACCAGAGAAGAGAAGAAAGAAGAAGAAGGUGAUGGAGAACAUGACCAAGAAGAAUUUCAUUCUGGUGCAUGGUGUAUGCCAUGGUGCAUGGUGUUGGUAUAAGCUCGCGACAUUGCUAAGGUCGGUGGGCCACCGAGUCACCGUGCUUGAUCUCGCUGGUUGUGGGGUGAACACCACUCAACUCGAUGAGCUCCACACAAUCGACGACUAUGUGAAACCUUUGAUGGAAACAAUGGCCUUAAUCCCUCCUCAAGAAAAGGUGGUGCUCGUUGGUCAUAGCUUCGGUGGCUUUGUUCUUUCACUAGCCAUGGAGAGGUUCACUGAAAAGAUCUCAGUAGCCAUUUUUAUUUCAGCGUUGAUGCCAGGCCUGGCAAAUCCGCCUGCUAGCUUAAUGGAAGAGAAUUUGAAGAGGAACCCAUUGGAUUCGCUGUCUGAUUCUAAGAUGUCCUUUGACAAAGGAGAGGACAAACUUCCCACUUCAUUCAUCUUUGGCCCCAAGUAUCUUGCAUCGCAUUUAUAUCAAUGUUGCCAGCAUGAGGAUCUUACACUAGCCACCAUGUUAAUGCGGCCAGCACGAUUGUACAUUGAAGACCUAUCAAAGGGUGGUAUCCUUUCCGAUGAGAAUUAUGGGUCUAUUAAUCGAGUUUACAUCAUAUGCAAGGAAGAUUUAGUGUUUAAAGAGGAAUUCCAACGUUGGAUUAUUGAGAAUUACCCACCAAGGGAGGUGAAGGAGAUUGAUGGUUCUGAUCAUAUGGUCAUGCUGUCAAAGCCACAGGAGUUGCGCAAAUGCCUGCUUGAAAUUGUUGAGAAAUAUGCUUGAUUAUCUUCUUCCCUGUGGGUUCCAAAAGUAAGUAGCUUUUACAGUUUUUGAGAAAUGAAUUGAUGCUUAUCUUUCAUACAUUGGCUCAUCUCGACUGUGUAUAAUGCCAGUAGCAAGGAAAAUAUUUUCUAGAAAUUGUUUUA
Molecule: messenger RNA, 985 nt
Organism: Magnolia sinica
Lineage: Eukaryota; Viridiplantae; Streptophyta; Magnoliopsida; Magnoliales; Magnoliaceae
Product: methyl jasmonate esterase 1-like
Exons: 3
Coding region: 54-842 (262 amino acids)
Biological process (GO): jasmonic acid metabolic process; salicylic acid metabolic process
Molecular function (GO): methyl indole-3-acetate esterase activity; methyl salicylate esterase activity; methyl jasmonate esterase activity
Source: RefSeq, a predicted model, not a curated record